This is a messenger RNA of Aaosphaeria arxii CBS 175.79, 1163 nucleotides long. RefSeq lists its product as uncharacterized. Lineage: Eukaryota; Fungi; Ascomycota; Dothideomycetes; Pleosporales. Bases 42 to 914 code for a protein of 290 amino acids. The record is from RefSeq and is a predicted model, not a curated record. The transcript has 5 exons.
CAUCAUUCUAUCACCAAAAAUUCCAUGACUAGUUGAAAAUAAUGUCUAAACCAGGUCCCAGGUCCGAGAAUUCUCCCUCACCCACGAGGUUGAGACAGAUUGCGCUUGUGGCACGUGAUCUGGAGUGUGCGAGAAGACAACUGACUCAUGUCAUUGGGACUGAAGUAAUCUACGAAGAUCCGGCCGUGGGACAAUGGGGCUUGAAAAACUUUCUAAUUCCACUUGGAGGCGAGAUAAUUGAGGUUGUUUCCCCUGUCAAAGAGAAUACGACCGCUGGACGACAACUCGACAAGCGCGGUGAUGGCGGCUACAUGAUAAUCAUGCAAACCGAAGAUGCAAGAAAGAGGCGAGAAUUUAUCGAGAAGAACAGCCUUUCCAAGGUCAUUUGGGGAUACGACCACGGUGAUACCGUAUGCGUACAGUAUCAUCCGAAAGGCAUCAAAGGCGGUGUAAUACCAGAACUAGACUCGCAUGCCCCAUCACCAAAUAAUCCGACACCACUUAAAUCCCGAUUCUCUCCAUGGCACGCAUGCGGAUCUGACCACAAAGUCUACUACCCUGGUAUGAAACGCGCCUCACAUCUCUCGUUGGAAGGCUGUGUUCUGCGUCUCGCGCCUGGGGAUGUGGGCCACGAGGCUGCGGCACGGCAAUGGGAGGAGAUAUUCGGAGUGGUAAGAAGUAGGGAUCUUUUGGCUUUUACGAAUGCAAGAGUGGGAUUCGUACCAGGAGAGGAGGGAAAGCAUGAGGGUAUCGUUUCGAUUACCGUCGGUGUUCGUGGUAAGGAGAAUCUAGAGGGGAUUCUAGAGCGGGCAAAGAAGGAGGGUCUUUGUGGGAAUGGAUGGAUUGAGAUGGUAGGGGUGAAGUGGCAUUUUGUGCUUACAUAUUAUGGGGACGCUGUGAAAGUAAAACUAUAAAGAGUACUUGUUGGUUUAGGUAUGUAGGAAAUGAUAUAUGGUAGAGGUAUCCUGUUUUCCAAUAUGAACAAAAAUUACUACGUAGUCAUGGUGCCAGUUUAUGCCUCAGCUGAUAUUGCCAGCAGAUAGAUGCCAUAACUGAGAAAUACUAAGCUACAGUACAAUCAUUCACGUGUGAGCAUCCAUCGUUGCUUUUGGUUCUCCAUAGUUGUUCCACUCAGCGUUCAAUUACUUAGAAAGACAUCUAAU